AUGCCUCGGAUGUCCCUCGAGUCGGAGACGAGGCCGAGUGUCCUGGGGGCACUAGGGGGCUGGCGCAUCACUGCCCAGGCGCCCUCCUUGCUCAGUUAUGCGGGACCCGAGGGGCCUAGAGCAUCAGCCGACUUCGGCCUCUCUGCUGCUCCUGGCGGCAUCGCUCGGAUGCUGCAUCCCCGCCUGUAUCCACAGGAGCCGAGGGUCAGCGGCUGCGGCUUCCUCACCAGCACUCGAGCCCGCGCCAGAUUCUACACAGACCCCGUGGAGGCCGUGAAGGACAUCUCUGAUGGAGCGGAAAUCAUGGUCGGGGGCUUCAGGGUCUGCGGGAUUCCCGAGAACCGGAUAGGAGCACUGCUCAAGACGCGCGUGAGGGACUUGACCAUGGUCAGCAGCAACGUGGGCGUGGACUACUUCGGGCUGGGCCUGUUACUGGGGACCAAGCAAGUCACUCGCAUUGUCUGCUCCUACGUGGGCGAGAAUGCGCCCUGUAAGCACCCGUUCCUGGCCGGAGAGCUGGAGCUCGAGAUGACGCCCCAGGACACCCUGGCCGAGUGCAUGCGCGCCGGUGGGGCCAGGGUGCCCGCCUCCUACACGCCCACGGCCUAUGGGACCCUGGUCCAGGAAGGAGGCGUCCCCAUCAGGUACCACGACAACGGCCACAUCGCCGUGAUGAGUCAGCCCAGAGAGGUGAGGGAGUUUCGCGGGCAACACUACCUCCUGGAGCGCGCCAUCAGGGCGGACUUCGCUUUGGUGGAAGGGUGGAAGGCCGGCCGUGUGGGAAACGUCACCUUCAGCAGGAGGGCCAGGAGCUUCAACCUGCUCAUGUGCAAAGCUGCGGAAACCUCCGUGGUGGAGGUUGAGGAAGCUGUGGACGUGGGGUCGUUUGCCCCAGAAGACAUUCAUGUUCCUCACAUUUAUGUAGAUCGCGUGAUACAGAGAGGAAAGUAUGAGAAAGGAAUUGAGCACUUAACAAGGGGAGAUGAAGAUGGAAAAGCUGGGACUUCGGAUGAUGAAAGGACACGAAUCAUCAAACGGGCGGCUCUCGAAUCUGAGGACAGCAACGCCAACUUGGGCUUAGGGAUCCCUCUCCUGGCCGGCAACUGCACCAGCCCCACCUUAACUGUUCAGCUUCACAGUGAAAAUGGAAUCCUGGGCGCGGGUCCUUUUCCAUCGAAAGAGGCGGCAGAUGCAGACCUCAUCAAUGCGGGCAAGCAAACAGUCACCGUUCUUCCCGGGGGCUCUUUUCUCUCCGGCGAUGACUCAUGUGCCGUGAUCCGAGGGGGACACCUCCACCUGACCACGCUAGGAGCCAUGCAGGUUUCCAAGUACGGUGACCUGGCGGCCUGGAUGGUCCCCGGAAAGAACCACUGCCCCAAGGCCGACGACCCCCAAAUCUGGGGGGAAUGCACGAUGCCCCUGACUGGGGAGCGGUGCGUGGGCCGGAUCGUCGCGGAAGAGGCCGUGUUUGAUGCGCACACAGAAGGACUGACGCUGACUGCGCUCUGGGAGGGCCUGGCCGUGGAGGACAUCAGGGAGGGCACGGGGCGCGCCUUGGCCGCCGCGCCCGACCUCAGGCCCUUGCGCCUCACCUUCUCCAACCCCACAUGUCUCCUCCUUGUUGCUAUAUCGGUGUCCCCAGAAGGAAAGCAAGUCCUCCUCAGGGGGACAGGGACCCGGUAA
Molecule: messenger RNA, 1683 nt
Organism: Pteronotus mesoamericanus
Lineage: Eukaryota; Metazoa; Chordata; Mammalia; Chiroptera; Mormoopidae
Product: succinyl-CoA:3-ketoacid coenzyme A transferase 2, mitochondrial-like
Cellular component (GO): mitochondrion
Molecular function (GO): succinyl-CoA:3-oxo-acid CoA-transferase activity
Source: RefSeq, a predicted model, not a curated record